AUGCAGCUCAUCUCUGUUCUCACCACCUUGGCCGCCUUCAAGGUCGCCGCCGCGCUUCCCUCGGCCGUCAAGGGCGCCAAUGACCUCGUGACCCGCGAUGGUCUACUGGGUUCCAAGCUCUGCACCGACGUCAACUUCACUGGGAACUGCGAGACCAUUACUAACCCGGCCAAUGGCCUGAAGCCCAACCAGUGCAUUCUUGUCGAUUCUUAUCUCGCACGCAAGGGGAUCUCCUCGAUUCAACCUCUGGAGAGGUCGUGGUGCACUUACUACCUGACCGCCAACUGCCAGGAUCUCAGCUUGGACAACUGCGGACACUAUGACGCCACUUCUCCCAUUGACGAUUUGACGACGCUCAUCAUGCACUCCAUUUCGCAAGCACUAAAACUCGCUUAUCUCAUCGGCCUCACCUCCUCCAUAUCAGCAGCCAUCAUCUCCCCCGUUUCCAUCCAUCUCUCCCGCGACACCACCUCCAACGAUAUUUCCAUUGACGACUCAACCAACUCCUCCGACUCCUCUUCCUCCUCCGAUAUGGUACUCAACCACUCCCUCACCUCCACCUCUUUCACCUCCCUCGAUAUCGCCCAAGCCCAAGCCUCUUUCUGCCCCUACGACUCCCUCAACCAACCCCAACCUCUACUCUCAUACGACCUCUCCACCGCCCCCCUUGCCUCGGACUGCGCGCACAUUCUCGAUAUCAUCAACGACACCCAGCGCCGCGGGUACUGGACGUUUGACACUUCUGAUCUCGAAAAGGGAAUUACGCUGAUCCAGUACGGGAGUUGUGCAUUUAAGAUGAUUAAGGAUGGGGAGGUUGGCGAAGGUGGUGAUGGGAAGAAUAACAGCAAAAAGGUGACAAAACAGGUCAAGUGGGGGGUAGAGGAGCUCAAGUUUUAUUUGGGGACGUGGUUGCAGAAGCAGAGGCAUGGGAGGCUGGGAGCUGUGGGAGAGGUGGAUUGUUGGGUGGAGGGGGAGCAGAAGAAGGAGGAAGGCGGGGUGAGGGUUAGGUGGAUGGUUGUGCGGCAGCAGCAGCAGCAGGAGAAUUAG
This is a messenger RNA of Neurospora tetrasperma FGSC 2508, 1047 nucleotides long. RefSeq lists its product as uncharacterized. Lineage: Eukaryota; Fungi; Ascomycota; Sordariomycetes; Sordariales; Sordariaceae. The record is from RefSeq and is a predicted model, not a curated record. Bases 1 to 1047 code for a protein of 348 amino acids. The transcript has 4 exons.